Molecule: messenger RNA, 1184 nt
Organism: Saccostrea cuccullata (small rock oyster)
Lineage: Eukaryota; Metazoa; Mollusca; Bivalvia; Ostreida; Ostreidae
Exons: 2
Coding region: 141-1184 (347 amino acids)
Biological process (GO): double-strand break repair via homologous recombination
Cellular component (GO): cytoplasm; nucleus; chromosome
Molecular function (GO): ATP binding; nucleic acid binding; four-way junction helicase activity
Source: RefSeq, a predicted model, not a curated record
GGAUCAUAUUACAGCACUGCAGUGUGCUGCCAGAGAAUCGCUGAUAAGUUGACAGGUGAUGAAUGGUUAUGGGGGAUUUCCUAAAUGUUACAAAGUUGUACAAAUUUUACACACAUUUUUGUUAAUCUUCUCUAAGUAAAAUGAACACAGAAAAAAUAUCUCAAGCAAUAUCUGAUGGAUUAAAACAAUUGUCUAUAAGUGAAUUAAAACUAAACCAGAAAAAAGUUAUAGAAGCAUAUUUGAAGAAAAAGGAUGUUUUCUUCUGUUCACCUACUGGAAGUGGUAAAUCAUUAACAUUUGAGCUGGCGCCGUUUUUGUUCAAAGCAUUAAGUUCAGCUCAUGAUAAAACAAUUGUGCUGGUCAUUUUCCCUCUGACCUCUCUUAUAAGAAGUCAGGUAGAUGCAUUGCAAAAGAAAGGACUUAGUGCACAUCACCUGAGUGAAUUAGGCGGAGAGUUUGCUGAUCCUACAAUUAUCUUUGCCAGUCCAGAAUCAAUAUUAGGAACACAAAGAAAAAUUACGGAAGAUUUGGCAAAAAGAAACUUUAUCAAAGCUAUUUUUGUGGAUGAAGCUCAUUGCAUUAAGAAAUUCGGUGAAGAUAAAAAGAAAAAACCAGCAUAUCGUCCAUUUUAUGGAAAACUAGGAGAAAUAAGAUCUCUUACAGGAGAAAAUGUUCCAGUGAUAGCAUUAACAGCAACAGCUACCAUUGAAACAAAGGAACACAUCUACAAAGGCUUAUCAAUGAAAAAAGUUGAAGAAAUAAUUGUCAGUCCAAACAAGCUGAAUAUUACAUAUUGGUGCAUCAAGUUACAGCACAGUAGCAUUAGGAAAAAUUUUAAAUCGCUUGCUGAAGAGCUCAAAGCAAACAAAGAAAACACAACAAGAAUGAUCAUAUUCUUUAGGCAAAUUAAGCAUAUAUCAGAAGUUUAUGAGCACCUGGAAGAAUCACUAGGCAAGGCAUCAUAUGUCAAUUAUCAGGAAGAUGGCCCUAAUGACGACCGUAAUAGGCUCUUUGAUAUGUAUCAUCUGAAAACAGAUGAUGAUGUAAAGGAAUCUAUCUGUUCAUCAUAUCAGGAUCCGACUGGUAAUAUUCGGGUAGUUCUUUGUUCAACAUCCUUUAGCAUGGGCCUUGAUGUUAAGGCAGUUGAUACAGUUGUUCAUUAUGGUCCUAAAAUGAUAUAUUGA